Molecule: messenger RNA, 2798 nt
Organism: Camellia sinensis
Lineage: Eukaryota; Viridiplantae; Streptophyta; Magnoliopsida; Ericales; Theaceae
Product: G-type lectin S-receptor-like serine/threonine-protein kinase At4g27290
Biological process (GO): recognition of pollen; protein phosphorylation
Cellular component (GO): plasma membrane
Molecular function (GO): ATP binding; protein serine/threonine kinase activity
Source: RefSeq, a predicted model, not a curated record
AUUCAAAAUAAGAGUGAUCGAUUAUUAAUCUAGCAUAUAAAAUUCCAAGUUUCCCUGUCCACUGAUUAUUGAAAGAUAUUUUCAAGAAAAAUAAUAACAAAGGUCAAAUCUAAAGACCAAAAGAAGGAGAAAUCAGGAUUUGGUGUACACAUGAGCUGUUGUUAAAUAAUUGGAAGACACAGUACAAGCAUGAUCAGAAGCAUGAACACCUCAACUAAAGCCUUUCCCAUACUUCUCCGCCUAUCAUUUUUAUUUACAAUUUCAAUAAUCUCUGAAGCAAUAGACACCAUAACAACAACACAGUUCAUUACAGACAAUCAAACCAUAGUUUCAUCUGAUGGAAGCUUUGAAAUGGGAUUUUUCAGCCCUGGAAACUCCAAGAACCGGUACUUGGGAAUAUGGUACAACAAAAUCGCAACUCAAACAGCGGUAUGGGUUGCUAACAGAGAAAUUCCGAUAACUAAUCGAUCAGGCAUCCUAAAGAUCACCAACCCGGGAAUCCUCGUUCUCCUCAAUGAAACCGGCAACAUCAUAUGGUCUUCGAACACGUCGAGAACUGUACAGAACCCAAUUGCACAGCUUCUGGAAUCUGGAAAUCUUCUUGUGAAAGAUGCAAAUGACGAUAACCCAGAUAAUUUUUUGUGGCAGAGUUUUGAUUAUCCUUGUGACACUCUUUUACCGGGCAUGAAACUUGGAAAGAAUUUGGUAACUGGCCGCGAUUGGUACUUAUCGUCCUGGAAGAGCAACAAUGAUCCAGGUCGAGGGGUUUUUACGUAUUGGUUGGAUCUUCGCGGAUAUCCACAGUUUUGGGGGAGCAACGGUUCAGUUGAGUGGUACAGGUCUGGACCGUGGAACGGUCUGCGAUUUAGUGGGAAUCCCAGUUUGAAAAAGAACAGCAUUUACAAAUUCAAUUUUGUUUUCAACAAACAGGAGGUGUACUACAGUUAUGAGUUACUUAACAGCUCGAUUGUGUCGAGGUUUUCGAUCAACGAGAAUGGAUUCGUGCAGCGGUGGACAUGGGUCGAUGGAAAGGGUUGGGUGCUUUACCUAAGCGGACCAACAGAUACUUGUGACACUUAUGCCUUAUGUGGCAAGUAUGGCAGUUGUAAUGUUGGGAAUUCACCGGUUUGUGGGUGCUUGGAUAAAUUCGUGCCAAGCCGUCCAAAAGAAUGGGCGAUGGGAGUUUCAACAAAUGGGUGUAUUAGGAGGACACCAUUGGAUUGCGAAAAAGGCGAUGGAUUUCUGAAGUAUUCAGGUAUUAAGUUGCCAGACACCCAGUAUUCCUGGUUUAAUGAGAGCAUGACACUUAAGGAAUGUCAAACCGCGUGCUCGCACAAUUGCACUUGUAUGGCUUAUACAACUUUGAAUAUAAGUGGUGAAGGAAGUGGCUGCUUGCUUUGGUUUGGUGACCUGAUUGACAUCAAAGAGUACACUGAAAAUGGGCAAGAUAUCUACAUAAGGAUGGCCUCAUCCGAGUCAGAAGGCUUGGCAAUUUCCAAUGGUGGCUCUAAGGAGAAGAAAGGAGAGACAAUCGGAAUCAGCUUGGCAAUAUCAAUGGUAACACUUUCGUUAAUCUUUGGUCUCCUCUUUUAUGUUUGGAGAAAGAAGCAGCAGCAGCAGCAGCAGCAGCAGCUAAAGAGAGAAGGAAGAACGAGGGAUAUCUUUAAACACGGUUACAACAAUGAGAGCCAGACGAAAGAUUUAGAGUUACCAUUGCUUGAUUUGGCUACAAUAAUGAAUGCCACCAAUGACUUUUCGGAAAGCAAUAAGCUUGGAGCGGGUGGCUUUGGCACUGUCUACAAGGGUAUGCUAGAGGGACAAGAAAUAGCUGUGAAGAGGCUUUCGAGAAAUUCUAAACAAGGAGUUGAUGAGUUCAAGAAUGAAGUUAUAUGUAUUGCCAAACUCCAGCAUCGGAAUCUUGUAAAGCUUCUAGGGUGCUGCAUUCAAGGAGAAGAGAAGAUGUUGAUCUAUGAAUACAUGCCUAACAAAAGCUUGGACUCCUUUAUUUUUGAUCCAACUCGAAGCACCAUUCUAGAUUGGCCGAAGCGCUUCCACAUUAUCAAUGGAAUUGCUCGAGGACUUCUUUAUCUUCACCAAGACUCAAGACUAAGAAUUAUUCACAGGGAUCUCAAAGCUAGCAAUGUUUUGUUGGACAUUGACAUGAACCCAAAGAUAUCAGACUUUGGCAUGGCUAGAAGUUUCAGAGGUGAAGAGACUGAAGCUAACACAAGCAGAGUGGUCGGAACAUAUGGCUACAUGUCUCCAGAGUAUGCAGUGGAUGGAUUUUUCUCAAUAAAAUCAGAUGUGUUUAGCUUUGGUGUUUUGGUUCUAGAGAUUGUAAGCGGGAAGAGAAACAGAGGAUUCUUUCAUUCAGAUCACAACCUCAACCUUCUUGGACAUGCAUGGAUGGUGUAUAAAGAGGGCACGUCUUUGGAGCUGCUUGAUGAAGCUGUAAAGGACUCUUGUCAUCUAUUUGAAGUGUUGAGAUCAAUCCAUGUGGGUCUAUUAUGUGUACAACAACAUCCAGAAGAUAGGCCAACCAUGUCCUCUGUGGUUCUGAUGUUGGGAAGUGAAGGUGCAUUGCCUUGUCCCAAACAGCCUGGUUUUUUUACUGAAAGGAAUCUAACUGAAGCUGAUAAAUCUUCUGGCAGAAAUGCACCUACUUCAACAAAUGAAUUCACCAUUACAAUACUAGAGCCUCGAUGACAUAAAUGUGUACGUGUGCAUGUACCAAAUUGUGUUAUUCUCACGUGUUUGUAUGCUGGAGACUCCAUGGUAGGGAAGCCGUUGCUACUGUU